UUUUUCAUUAACAACUUUUUCACCUUCGGGCAAGCUUGUUCAAAUUGAGUAUGCAUUGAAUGCAGUUGCUCAAGGUGUAACAAGCAUUGGUAUUAAAGCUACAAAUGGUGUCAUUGUUGCCACUGAGAAAAAAACAGCAUCACCAUUGAUUGAUGAUUCAUCACUUGAAAAAGUUGCAAAUGUUUGUCCAAAUAUUG
Entrophospora candida is the source of this 197-nucleotide messenger RNA. The record is from the annotation of a GenBank genome assembly. NCBI's taxonomy places the organism in Eukaryota, Fungi, Glomeromycota, Glomeromycetes, Entrophosporales, Entrophosporaceae.